UUUAUAAAAGACAACAACACAUGUUCCUCUGACAGAACAACAACAGAACAUAAAAGUAAAUCUCUGUAAUAAGAAAAACCCAGAAACCAAAGAAAGGAGCUUGCUUUAGGCCACUUAUAGAAAGAUCAUGGAUUCAGUGAAAUCCUUCAAAGGAUAUGGAAAAGUAGACGAAGCUCAAGAUCUAGCAUUAAAGAAAAAGACAAGAAAACGUCUGAUUCUACUAACCGUCUCCGGCGUAAUCCUCGUCGCGGUGAUAAUCGCCGCCGUGGUGGGCACCGUGGUCCACAACAAGAACAAGAACUCACCCGAGCCAACACCGACUUCACCUCCCGAGUUAUCACCGUCCACUUCGCUCAAAACCAUUUGCAGCGUGACACGUUACCCCGAAUCUUGCUUCAACAGCAUCUCAAAGCUUCCAUCUUCCAACACGACAGAUCCUGAGGCUCUGUUCAAGCUCUCGCUAAAGGUAAUCAUCGACGAGCUCGACGGGAUUUCCGAUUUACCGGAGAAGCUAUCGAAGGAGACGGAUGACGCGAGGAUCAAAUCUGCGUUGAGGGUGUGCGGGAAUCUGAUCGAAGACGCGUUAGAUCGGCUCAACGACACCGUUUCGGCCGUGGACGACGAGAGCAAGAAGACUCUAAACUCGUCGACAAUAACCGACCUCAAGACAUGGCUAAGCGCGACCGUGACGGACCACGAGACGUGUUUCGACGCUAUAGACGAGCUGGCCGCGAACAAGACGGAGUACGCGAACUCGACGAUCACUCAGCAGCUCAGAUCCGCGAUGAGCAGCUCCACGGAGUUCACGAGCAACAGCCUCGCCAUCGUGUCGAAGAUCCUCGCCGCGAUUAGCGACUUCGGGAUCCCGAUCCACGGGAGGAGGAGACGGCUUUUGACGAGUCAGCAGCAGCAGGAGAUCCCGGAGUGGGCAAGGCGGAGGUUGUUGCAGACGGAGGGUUUGAAGCCUGACGUGACGGUGGCGGCUGAUGGAACCGGAGAUGUGAAGACGGUGAACGAAGCGGUGGCUAUGGUGCCGAAGAAGAGCUUGAAGAUGUUUGUGAUACACGUGAAAGCUGGGAGGUACGUUGAGAAUGUUGUGAUGGAUAAGGGUAAGUGGAAUGUUAUGAUCUACGGCGACGGGAAAGACAAAACGAUUAUCUCCGGCGGUAAGAACUUCAUCGACGGGACCCCGACUUACGAAACGGCGACGUUCGCUAUACAAGGGAAAGGAUUUAUAAUGAAGGACAUCGCAAUAAUAAACACCUCCGGAGCAGCGAAACACCAGGCGGUGGCGUUCCGAUCAGGCUCCGACUUCUCCGUUUACUACCAGUGCUCAUUCGACGGGUUCCAAGACACGCUCUACCCUCACUCCAACCGCCAGUUCUACCGCAACUGCGACGUCACGGGGACCAUCGACUUCAUCUUCGGAAGCGCCGCAGUGGUUUUCCAAGACUGCAAGAUCAUGCCACGUCAGCCUCUCGGGAACCAGUUCAACACCAUAACGGCUCAGGGGAAGAAAGAUCCUAACCAGAUCUCCGGCAUGUCGAUCCAGCGGUGCAGCAUAUACGCCAACGGGAACGUGACCGCUCCGACGUACCUCGGCCGGCCGUGGAAGGAGUUUUCCACGACGGUGAUUAUGGAGACGGAGAUCGGACCGGUGGUUAAACCUGUCGGGUGGAUGGCGUGGGUUAGCGGCGUCGAUCCGCCGGCGAGUAUUGUGUACGGUGAGUACAAGAAUACGGGUCCUGGUUCGGAUGUGACAAUGAGAGUUAAAUGGGCCGGGUAUAAAGCGGUUAUGACCGCGGAUGAGGCAGCUAAGUUUACGGUGGCUACGCUUUUACAUGGCGGUGACUGGAUACCGGCGACGGGAGUGACGCAUCAGCUGUCUUGAAUUUAGUGAGAUUAUUAAUACUUUGAUUUAUAGAUUUUUCUUUUAUAUGAGAACAUCUGAUUUCGAUCUACAUGUACCUUUUUUUUUUUAAUUUGUUUGACACGGUUGUAUGGUUUGUAUUUUAUCAAAACUUGGUUGUACU
Molecule: messenger RNA, 2033 nt
Organism: Raphanus sativus (radish)
Lineage: Eukaryota; Viridiplantae; Streptophyta; Magnoliopsida; Brassicales; Brassicaceae
Product: pectinesterase 1
Exons: 2
Coding region: 128-1891 (587 amino acids)
Biological process (GO): cell wall modification
Molecular function (GO): pectinesterase activity; pectinesterase inhibitor activity
Source: RefSeq, a predicted model, not a curated record